UCAAAGUUUACGAGAAGCGUCAAGUUGGUCCCUAUUAUAUGAAAAUGCACGUCUGGGUCCUAAAUGUUUGUUAAGUGAUUCAUGCGAGGUCCUUUUCUCGUCUGGGUCGUGUAUAUUUGCAUCUGAACCCUUAUAAGACUCUGUCUUUCUAUUCCCCAGUCCCUAGGUUUGCUCUUCCUCAGCUCUCUUCUCCAGCCGCCAUGUCUCUCGCUCGUAGCUCGUCUGGUGGCAAUAGAUCGAAGGCUUCGUCGCCGGUUGCAUCGCUGCCAGUAGCUUUAGGACCCAGAAGGCCUGCACCUCUCGGGUCAGCACUGCCUUUAGUUCCGUGUCCGUGCUGUCAAAUGCGCCGCACGGUUCGGUGCGUUUCCAGAUCAGUAGCUAAUCCAGGACGUGUGUUCUACAAGUGCCCUAAUCAUGGCAAGGGGAUGAAUCCGUGCAAUCACUACUACUGGGAAGAUGGGGAGGACAACUAUGUUGCAUUCCUAAUCGCAAAUGGAUUCAUCGCUGGUGGUGGCACUGCAUCUGUUGAUUAUUCGGGUGGCGACUUUCGGUUUGAAGCAAUUGAGGAGGAAAUAGGCAGUGGACUGAAGAUGGACCAAUUGGUUCCGAAAAUGGAACAAUGUCUGAAUAAGAUGGAUCAAUUGAUUGUGCUGUGUAGGCAUGUGAUUACUGCUUUGGUUGUGUUGAUUGCAAUAAUGUUGUAUGUGGCUGUAGCUAAGUAGAUUAUGUAGCAGGAACUAGCAAUGAAUCUUUUGUGUUGUUGAUUGCAA
Messenger RNA from Hordeum vulgare subsp. vulgare (domesticated barley), 770 nucleotides. RefSeq lists its product as uncharacterized. Gene Ontology annotation, molecular function: zinc ion binding. NCBI's taxonomy places the organism in Eukaryota, Viridiplantae, Streptophyta, Magnoliopsida, Poales, Poaceae. The transcript has 2 exons. Bases 201 to 722 code for a protein of 173 amino acids. The record is from RefSeq and is a predicted model, not a curated record.